Messenger RNA from Plasmodium reichenowi, 645 nucleotides. Its product is annotated as ras-related protein Rab-5C, putative. The transcript is spliced from 9 exons. Lineage: Eukaryota; Apicomplexa; Aconoidasida; Haemosporida; Plasmodiidae. Gene Ontology annotation, molecular function: GTPase activity; GTP binding. The record is from RefSeq and is a predicted model, not a curated record. The coding region runs from base 1 to 645 and encodes 214 amino acids.
AUGGCUUAUUAUUUAUCAAAUUUAAAUAAUAAUGAAAAAUAUGAAACCAACCAAAGUUAUAAUUCUACAAAAGUUUUUAAUUCUAAACUAGUUUUAUUAGGAGAUACAUCUGUUGGGAAAUCUUGUAUCGUUGUAAGAUUUGCUAAAAAUGAAUUUUAUGAAUAUCAAGAAUCAACGAUUGGUGCUGCUUUUAUGACCCAGUUAAUUGAUAUUGGUGAAUGCACGAUUAAAUUUGAAAUAUGGGACACAGCAGGACAAGAACGUUAUAGAAGUUUAGCUCCGAUGUAUUACAGAGGUGCAUCGGCAGCCGUUAUAGUUUAUGAUAUAACAAAUAAAAAAUCCUUUGAAGGAGCUAAAGGAUGGAUUCAUGAAUUAAAAUCAGUACACUCAAAUGAUAUAAUUAUAGCUCUAGCAGGUAAUAAAAAUGACUUGGAAGAACACAGAGCUGUAGACCGAGAACUAGCCGAAUCUUUUGCAAAUAGUAAUAAUAUUUUGUUCAUUGAAACAUCAGCAAAAACUGGACAAAAUGUUAACGAAUUGUUCUUAAGAAUAGCUAAAAAAUUACCUCUUCAUAAGAAGGAACAAGAAAAAUGCCCAGCUAUUCAGAUAAAUAAUACCGAAGAAACCAAAAAAAAAUGUUGUUGA